CUCUCCCAAUAUCCCCGCCUCUACCCCUCAGUGAUUGGCUUCAGGGGCUGCCCGUCCACUUCAUACUCACCAAUCCCUGCUGUCUCCGGAGAUGGUUGGCCAGCACGCAGCCAAUCGGAGUACGGCGUGGACCCCUCCCGCGGCGCGCGCGGAGGGUGCGCGAGGCGGGACUGUGGCAGCUGGAGGUGGCGGCGGCAGCGGCGGCGGCGACACGUCCCAGCCGGACCGAGUCCCCCGCCGUCCUGAGCAGGCCUGGAAUGGGUAAUGGUGUGAAGGAAGGCGUGGUGCGCUUGCGUGAGGAUGCCGAGCCGGUCCUGCCCGCUCACGUCUCUUCAAAGAGUGAUCACAGGAAAGUCCUCAGCUCCCUCCUGUCCGGGGCCCUGGCUGGUGCUCUUGCCAAAACGGCGGUAGCUCCCCUGGACCGAACCAAAAUAAUCUUCCAAGUGUCCUCAAAAAGAUUUUCUGCCAAGGAGGCCUUCCGGCUCCUCUACUUCACCUACCUCAACGAAGGCUUCCUCAGCCUGUGGCGCGGGAACUCGGCCACCAUGGUGCGCGUGGUGCCCUACGCCGCCAUCCAGUUCAGCGCGCACGAGGAGUACAAGCGCAUCCUCGGCAGCUACUACGGCUUCCACGGAGAAGCCCUGCCCCCUUGGCCCCGCCUCCUCGCGGGUGCCCUGGCUGGAACGACCGCUGCUUCCCUGACCUACCCCCUGGACCUGGUCAGAGCGCGGAUGGCCGUAACCCCAAAGGAAAUGUACAGCAACAUCUUUCACGUCUUCAUCCGCAUCUCCCGAGAAGAGGGGCUGAAGACUCUCUACCACGGAUUCGUUCCUACCGUGCUGGGGGUCAUUCCCUACGCCGGCCUGAGCUUCUUCACCUAUGAGACACUCAAGAGCCUGCACAGAGAAUACAGCGGCCGCUCGCAGCCCUACCCCUUCGAGCGCAUGGUCUUCGGGGCCUGCGCCGGCCUCAUCGGGCAGUCAGCGUCUUACCCGCUGGACGUGGUGCGGCGGCGCAUGCAGACGGCCGGCGUCACGGGCCACCCGCGUACGUCCAUCCUGCGCACGAUGCACACCAUCGUGCGGGAGGAGGGCGUGGUGCGCGGCCUCUACAAGGGCCUGAGCAUGAACUGGCUCAAGGGCCCCAUCGCCGUGGGCAUCAGCUUCACCACCUUCGACCUCAUGCAGAUCCUGCUGCGGCACCUGCAGAGCUAGGGGCUGGUGGGAUCGGCCACUCUCGAGCUUCAGUUCCCGGUGGACCACUGCCCCCUUCGGUUUCUGAGCCCAGGGAGCAAGGGUGCGCUGGGUUCCAUCCAGGAGGCACACGGAUGUGCCUUGUGGAACAAGCUGGGGGACCUGGGGGGCCUGGGCUCCGCGUGCGCAGGUCUGAGAGGAAAACCAGUGGCCCCCGAAGUGCAUUGUUGGGAAGGCGAAGGGGGCCCGAGGCUCCCGUGCUCUCCUCUUCCUGCCUCAGCAGGGCUGAGGCUGCCCCCUGAAGUAUGACCGUGAACACCCUGGGUGGGGAGUGGCCAGCACUGCCUCCUGGUCCUUGAACAGCCUCCUGGUUCUAGUGACCUGGUCCCUACUGGGCUCAGAGCCACACCCAGCCUGUCCCUUGUCGUUCUGAGUCUGUGUCCUCUGGCAGCUGGAGGAGGGGGCAGGGGGAGCCCCAGACAGUGUGGGGCUGAGGCCUGGCCUCCUGCCCUGUCCCCGAUGAGAUCGGCCUCCUGCUCAGCUGUGGCUACAAAUGCAGCCUCUCGCCCCACCCUGCCCGCCCCACCUUUCCUGCCCUCACCAUUGCUCCCCAGGUCACAGGACUUCUAGGGCUUGGGAACAGCCUUCUCCUAAGAGUGUUAUCCCGAUUCCAGACUGUAUCCCAGGCCCCUGGAUUGGGUUUUCCCCUCUGUGUCCCCCCCGCCCCCCAGUUUGUAAUGUUCCGAGGAGGGUCACACCUCCUCCAGGCAACAGGGUUUGAGGAAUCGCCGUGGGUUUGGGUCUCAGCCCCAACCUGGGGGCAUCUGCCUGGGUUGCCAGGAAACUCUUGUCCCCGCCCCACUGGCUGCACUCAUGAAGGCUGAGCCUCAGGCCCCGACCCUCUGCCCAUAGGCACGGGGGCUCGUGGGGGGACCCAUGGCAUGUGGCACAUUCCUGGCUUCUCUCCUGAGUGGUUGCUUGGCCGGGACAUGGGGCAAUUUAAGGCCCGUGGGGUUGUCUGAUUUCCCGUGAAUGGAGUACCCGGAGGCAGCUGGCUGCCUUGAUGCUCCCAAAGUGAGAGCCUGAGACAGUGUCUGGCCUGGGGGCAGGAAGUUUGGAAGAGUCAGAGUACCCCAAGGAGCUAGUCUCACCGAGGGGCCCCCCGGGAAUCACAGGGACUCGGAAACGCCUGUUUCCUAAUGAUGUUUGGAGUUUGAUUUUUUUUUUUGGUUUUGUUUUUUCAAUUUGGCUGGCCCUGGGUCUAGACACCAUAAACCCUGACCAGUGCAAUGUGGUUCCAGGACCAGGACAACCAGAGGAUCGGUUUUCGCAGUGGGCUCCGUAGCCAUGAUGUGUGCAAGGGUCUGAGAGGGUGUCUUUGCUGCCACACGUGCAUUUCUAAUUGUGACUUUCAUUUCCUCCCUUUAUUCUGUCCUGUUUCUGUUUUUCUUGCCUUAGUCCCGUGGGUGUGAAGACCCCUCUUUCUGUCCUUCCUGCAUGUUUCCACCAGUCAGUCCUAGUCUUGUCUCCAGACUCUCGUUCCCGGGGGCCCAAGCAGCCUGUGAUGGCUGUCCUGUUGGGUCAGCCUCCAACCCGCCAUCUCUCCCAGCCUUGCCCGGCACUCAGGAGAGGCAGGGGCGCCCCCACAGAGGGACAGGAUGGGAACAUGAGAGCCCCCACGUGAGAGCAGGAAGGACUGGGGGUCCACUCCAGGCGGAUGAGACCAAACGGAUACUUAGGCAGGGCCCUCCUUUGAGCUGUAGGCUGGACAGGAGUGGGGAGGGUCCCGCAGGGUUGCCGGCCCCCGUGCGCCCCCCCGUGGUGGCUCCCAGCUAAGUGCGCCUCGGCAGCGCCCCCCCCAUCCGCCCCCAUCCCCCAAGCCCUGCGCACAGUCGGACCUGUGCCCUCGGCAGUCACACCCCUCUCACUGGUUGCCUGGCCUGAUUUGGAGUUACAUUUUGAUGCCAUGAAGACACUUUGUUUAUAUAUAAUGUUUAUAUAUUUUAAAGAUUUGUGCCAAGAGAGUAUAUUUAAUAAAAACUAA
Molecule: messenger RNA, 3237 nt
Organism: Hippopotamus amphibius kiboko
Lineage: Eukaryota; Metazoa; Chordata; Mammalia; Artiodactyla; Hippopotamidae
Gene: SLC25A42
Product: solute carrier family 25 member 42
Exons: 8
Coding region: 258-1214 (318 amino acids)
Biological process (GO): transmembrane transport
Cellular component (GO): mitochondrial inner membrane
Source: RefSeq, a predicted model, not a curated record